Messenger RNA from Trichomonas vaginalis G3, 255 nucleotides. Its product is annotated as KilA, N-terminal/APSES-type HTH, DNA-binding family. The transcript has a single exon. NCBI's taxonomy places the organism in Eukaryota, Parabasalia, Trichomonadida, Trichomonadidae. The coding region runs from base 1 to 255 and encodes 84 amino acids. The record is from RefSeq and is a predicted model, not a curated record.
AUGUACCAAAUGCAAAGUAUUUUGACAGCAUGUUUUGCUCCAGAUACUAAGCUUCCUAAAGACUGGUUUAGGAACCAAAGCACACAAGAACUUUUGAGUGAAAUUCCUCUAGACCGAGAAAAACCGGUCUUGCCUAAAACUCAUGAAAACAGUGAAGAACAGCGAGUAGGUAAAAAAACCUGGUCGCCAAAACUCUAUGAAAAUCGUGAAGAACAGCGAGUAGGUAAAAAACCGGUCUUGCAUAAAACUCUAUGA